UGCACCACAAACGCGAAACCCUCACUAUGCAUCAACAACGUGCUCAUUUCGCGUCCAUAUCCGCUUCAAGCGCGUGAUCCCGACUCCCCUCAUAUUACAUGAUUGACGGCCACACAUCCCAGGCGCAUAGGUGCCUCUGACGAAGCCCUACACGUCUUCGUGAAGACAAGCCCCUCUCGUGUCAUACCGCGGAAUCCCUGUGCGCGCGCUCCCCCCUGUCGUCCUUCAUAGGCACCGCGCCGACGGCAGCGCGUUGUUCCGCGCAUACGUGACGCCUCAUACGAUGUUGACCAUCCGCCGCCUCUGCGUGGCAAAUUCUGCCGCGCACAGAGUUCGCAGAGGCUGACGUGCGGACGCGCUCAAGCUCUCGUACUGGAUGGCUCGUAAUCCUAUCCGUUGGGCGUCGCGCAUCGCGAUCAACCGCGGUAUCAUGCUUGGAGAGGAAGGCCCUAUAGCCAAUGCUCAGCAGUGUACCCGAUUCAGUGCGCCGCCUGCCGCUGCGUCCGCUCGCUUCCGGGGCGCAUACAUGCGGUCAAGGCUCGGGGAACGCCAACUCGCGGAUGGCCGCUAUCUCGACUUCAAGGUGGACAGCGCGUCGACGCCGUUCAUCGAUCCGCUCCCUCGCCAGGUGCGCGCGCUCCUCGUCGUGUCCGCUUCUCCCGCUGACAUGAACUACGCAGGCUUUGCGGCCAGCGCUUCGUCUGACUGUAACUUCGACAUUCCCAUACGUGCGAGAAUAUACUGCUUUGGCCCCUCAUCCCUGUUCGAGACUGAAUCUUCGCCGUCGACGAGCUCCGUGAUCGAGACGCCGAUUGCUAGCGAGCCCAUCCCGACUGCUCUCGCAUGUCGACACGGCGUGCUCGCGCGACGUGUGAUACUGCAUCGUGCGAGUCGACAUAGCUCUUCACUCACGGAUCGCGUCCGCCUCGGCAGUCCGUGCGUCUUGCGAGAGCUUGCUGAAGCGGCGGAGAUGCAGCAGAACCUUUUGCGUGACCUUGGACUCUGUCCGCAGGCUGUCUUCUCAGUUCAUUGGAUAGAAGACCUUCAUUGUCCCGUUGUGAGGGUGACGUUUUACGGUCCUAUCUCCUCGCCUUGUAUUGCAAGAGCAGUUGUGGUGGACGGGACUCACGGUCGGUACCUACUCGUCGAUCACGAGCGGCUUAUCGAUCAAUUCAAAUCAAAUGGGUGCCAGUGCUCUUUCCUCGCGACCAUCAUCUCCGCUGCACGCGAGCUGAGGCUGCGCGUCCGAGCUGAUUCCCUGCGGCUAUUGAAGAUUAUGGCUUCGAAACGAGGCGUUGAGUUUUACGACAAACAGCUCGGAAUGUUGCACGAUAUACUCGACACGGCACACGAAAUUGGAACUCUGCCCGGAGAGACCCCUCUCGCUGACGGAGACAUCCGGGUCACAGCGCUGAGAAGGGCUCUUACCAAGGGUGCUAAGUUCGUUUUCGGCAUUCUCGUAUCAGAACCGCCGGCCUCGCCUCUCACCGCCGACGACAAGCGUGUCGAGAUCGUCCUAACCUCUAUUGCGGCCUUUGCAUCCAUAUGCGAUGCCGAGAAACGCCUGCGCAGCCGCAACCUCCUGCCACUCCUGCGCACAUUAUGGCCCCAUAUCGUGCAAUGGGGCGCUUUGGUACAUCCUGCGCGCGGGUACUUGGUGUGCACGCCUGCGCUACGCGAGUCCGGACGCGACACCACCAGCCUAGCCUGCGCAUACUGGGCCAUCGUUGACUCUGACGCCGCGCAUUGCAAGCCGUUUAUUGAGGCGUACCCGGACCUGAUCGCGCAAGCAUGCGAGCUCUGGAUCCACUUUCCACGCUACGUACCAUCUGCGGCCGGGUCGACCUCGAGCUCAGCUUAUAGCGCGAUCGCAACAAUUGUUAAACUGCAUGAUAGGCUUGCGACGAGCGCUGCAGAGAGCAUCGACAACGAUUGCAGUCUCCUUCUGCAGGACCUCUUGCGAGUCGCUGGCACGUCGCGCGGACUGUACCGGGCCUGGAUCCGACAGACGGAGUUUUUAACCAGGUCUCUGCUUACACAGCCGUUUCUCGAGCACAUCUGGCCCAAUCACUUCGUGGUAUUGGAUAUCAUCGCCGGUCAGCCAGCUUUCCAGAUUCGCACGGUCCUGCUAGGGCUCAUCGCUACAGUCACCUCCACGGCAAUCAGAUGCGCUGCAUCGAAUCAGACGAGGCGAGGUGCACAGCACGCCGCACGAUCUCUCGCCUCUCUCUUCCUUAUGGCCGAUGACAAUCGCCCUCUCGUACGCGCCAUUGACGCUGGCCUGCUCGACCUGCUGUCCACGUUAUGCCGUCCGUCAGACAGUACAUACGUGGUCGACCUCAUGCGCUACGUCGCCCCAGCCGUUAUGCAAGCUAGGGUGUACCGUGCGAUCAUUCGUCGCAAUCCUGCUGUAAAAUACUAUCCGUCCGGUCGCAAAUUGGGAUCGGGGUCGUGGGAUGAUGUCGCAAUGGCCGUAAACCUGGCACAUGAUCUAUACUACUCAAGCCACCAUCAGAAACACUGGAGACAGUACUUGCCAUGCCAUAACGAGCAGGGACCUCAUAACAGGGCUCUGUGUGUUUGCCCGUGCGCGGAGGCUUUCUACUGCUCUGGGAGCUGUCAGCGUAUCCACUGGGCUGUCCACCGACGCCUUUCCCUCGGGGAUACGCUAUUCAUCCUUGGGACCCUUCGCUUCCACCUCAAAGCGCAUAUCAAAGUCCUCAAUUUGCAGGUAUCUGCCUAUCACCAGGCACUCGUGACGAGCGGCCAAAGCAAGCAAAUUGUGGUUGACCUCAAUGUUCUGAACGAGAUACCUUUGACAAAGCACGACGUGUAUUUUCGUGAGGCGGAUGAUCCAGGCCUCUCCGAUGUAAUUGCCUUCGAAGCUUCGUUCCGCGUCGGCAGCACGAUCAUUAAGCGCCCCCUUCCCUUCUUUUGUCACAUCAAGGACUUGUUUUAG
Molecule: messenger RNA, 2959 nt
Organism: Schizophyllum commune H4-8
Lineage: Eukaryota; Fungi; Basidiomycota; Agaricomycetes; Agaricales; Schizophyllaceae
Exons: 7
Coding region: 377-2959 (860 amino acids)
Source: RefSeq, a predicted model, not a curated record